GUGUGUGCUAACUGCAGGGAAAGAGGUGUUUCGGAUGGUAGGGAGAGCCAGGUUUAAUCUGAAUGAUUCGCAGCGAUGGUAGGGAACGCUUCCACGAGUCCGGAAUCUCGUUAUCUGCACUGUAUGCAGUCAUUUGCCCGGGGGUGGUCGUUGUUUGAGUCGAGAGACAUUAUAUAGACGUGACAGCACAAUUAAACAAAUAACGUUACUUUAGACUCUUCCGCACAUUUAAACCCUACUAAAGGAACUUUUGGGCAUCGGAGUCGGUUUGACUAAUGGACUCAUGAAAAACGACGAACGAACCUUAAUUCUGUCCUCUUUAAAAAUAUUUUUAUUCAGUCAUUUCUGCAGAAAGGUAGAAGUCGAAUAAAUCACAUCAUAUUAACUGAUGUGGGUCUAUUCUAUAUCCCCCCUCCCCCCUGCGUUUUCACCUACUACAGUGACGUUGGAGUUCUACGGUGUGGAAUUGCGGCACGCUCUUCUCCUCGGCAAGGUUUCUUUUGAUGACUAUUACUCAUUGUUUUCGUUUGGGCAAGUAUAACUGAGGGUAAACUGAAAAAGUAAACAUGUUGUGAAAUUAUCGUUUGCUUUCGAAGCAUCUUAACAGGAUCGCGUACAAUAAACUACUUUGGAAAUCUUUUGAAAAGUUUUAACAUCAAAUCUCGGACUCUGAAUCCGACAUUUUUCUACACUGGAAGUUUCGUCGCCACUCAAGAAGUUUGGCACAGUGAAUGGAUCAGUGCUGAUGCCCCAAAGGUCCAGAUGGACUUCCAUUCCCAGAGUGGUCAACAGCUGUAACACCCCCCAAAGGAUGUUGGCAGUGCAAAGUAUGCUUGUGUUUCUGGCCUUGCUUGCACACAUUCUACCAAUCCAGGCCCGGCCUGCCAUCCCUAAUGAAGUUAUCCAUAUGCCAUCUGUGGAAAUCCAAGCAGAGGUUUUCACCCUCUACCCUGGGGACCGCCUGGAGCUGAGUUGUAACACUAAGUACCCUGUCAACUGGACUAAGGAGCAUGCAGUGGUAGUGGAUGGGGAGCACACACGUUUAAGGGAUGGCAAGCUUGAGAUUGAGGGCGUGGAGCUGGCCGACUCUGGCUUGUACACUUGCACCACCUUUGGCAACCACAGCUCUUACUUCUCUGUCAAUGUUACAGUUGUUCUCUUUUCCUAUUCACUAGCUGAUAUCCUGGCAUCUUCUGAAGAUGAAGACGAGGAGGAUGAGACUUCCUCAGAGGAGGCAAAGCUGUCUAGCAUUCAAAAGCUUUUACCAAUGGCCCCUCAGUGGGCUCAGCCAGACAAGAUGGAGAAAAAACUGCAUGCCGUCCCAGCCAGUAAGACUGUCAAGUUCCGCUGCCAGGCCAGUGGGAACCCCACCCCAACACUUAAGUGGUUCAAGAACGGCAAGGAGUUCAAGAGGGAUCAGCGAAUUGGGGGCUUCAAAGUCAGAGAACACAUGUGGACCAUCAUCAUGGAGUCUGUGGUUCCAUCUGACAAGGGGAACUACACUUGUGUAGUGGAAAACAAACAUGGAAGCAUCAACCACACUUACCAACUGGAUGUUGUUGAGCGUUCUCCCCACAGACCCAUACUGCAGGCGGGACUGCCAGCCAAUCGCACCGCUGUGGUGGGUAGUGAUGUGGAGUUUGAGUGUAAGGUGUUUAGUGACCCCCAGCCUCACAUCCAGUGGCUGAAACACAUCGAGGUCAACGGGAGCCGCGUAGGUCCUGAUGGUUUACCCUACGUCCGUAUUCUCAAGCACUCUGGGGUCAAUAGCUCGGACACUCAGGUGUUGACCCUCUACAAUGUCACUGAGGAGGAGAGCGGGGAGUAUAUAUGUAAAGUGUCCAAUUAUAUAGGAGAGGCCAAUCAGUCGGCCUGGCUGACCGUCGUCAGGCAUGAGGCCCAAGCAGUCCCCCGCUCCCCACCACCAACCAAACGUACCUGGAGGGUGCUGAUCUACUGUGUGGGCUUCUUCCUCAUUGCUGUCAUGGUGGCCGUGGCUAUCAUCUUCAAGAUGCGCAGCUCGUCCAAGAAGACUGACUUCAGUAGUGAGCUGGCUGUCCACAAGCUGGCCAAAAGCAUUCCCCUGCGCAGACAGGUAACAGUUUCGGUAGACUCUAGCUCCUCCCUCCACUCUGGAGUGAUGUUGGUGCGCCCCUCUCGCCUCUCCUCCAGCGGCUCUCCUAUGUUGACUGGGGUGUCUGAGUACGAACUGCCUCAGGACCCACGAUGGGAACUGCCCAGGGACAGGCUGGUGCUGGGGAAGCCCCUGGGAGAAGGCUGCUUUGGCCAGGUGGUCAUGGGAGAGGCUCUAGGGCUAGACCAAGAGAAGCCGAACAGGGUCACCAAAGUGGCCGUCAAGAUGCUGAAAUCUGACGCUACAGAGAAAGACCUGUCAGACCUGAUCUCAGAGAUGGAGAUGAUGAAGAUCAUUGGGAAGCACAAAAACAUCAUUAACCUGCUGGGAGCCUGCACCCAGGACGGUCCUCUCUAUGUUAUUGUGGAGUAUGCCUCCAAGGGCAACCUUCGGGAGUAUCUGAGAGCACGGCGUCCACCAGGCAUGGAGUAUUGCUACAACCCUGACCAGGUUCCCAUAGAGAACAUGUCUAUUAAGGACCUGGUGUCCUGUGCCUACCAGGUUGCCCGUGGCAUGGAGUACCUGUCCUCUAAGAAGGUAACAUCAGGAUCUGACUCAACCUACAUCAGCACAUGUAUCCACAGAGACCUGGCAGCCCGUAACGUGCUAGUGACGGAAGACAAUGUAAUGAAGAUUGCAGACUUUGGCCUGGCCAGAGAUAUCCACCAUAUUGACUAUUAUAAAAAGACUACCAAUGGUCGUUUACCAGUCAAGUGGAUGGCCCCAGAAGCUCUAUUUGACCGGAUAUACACCCACCAAAGUGAUGUAUGGUCUUUUGGGGUGCUGCUGUGGGAGAUCUUCACCCUGGGGGGCUCUCCAUACCCAGGAGUCCCUGUGGAAGAGCUGUUUAAGCUGCUAAAGGAGGGCCACCGUAUGGACAAGCCAUCCACCUGCACUCAUGAAUUAUACAUGAUGAUGAGGGACUGCUGGCAUGCUGUUCCCUCCCACCGCCCCACAUUCAAGCAGCUGGUGGAAGACUUGGACCGCACCCUGGCCAUGACGUCCAACCAGGAGUACUUGGAGCUGUUUGUGCCUCUAGACCAGUAUUCCCCCAACUACCCGGACACUCGCAGCUCCACCUGCUCCUCGGGCGAGGACUCUGUUUUCUCCCACGAUGCAGGGGCUGAGGAGCCCUGCCUGCCAAAGUUCCCUCCCCACUCCAACGGGGUGGCCCUGAAAAAGCGUUGAUACCUCACUACCCUCAGAUGACUGUCAUCCACUGUCCCGGUAAUGACACUUCCCACUCUCCUAGAGACUAAGCAACACAUCAGUGACGUUGUAUACAUGACUGACUUUUGAAACUAAAAGGCGUCAAGGGUCAGGUCUGGAUCAGUUCUCUUGACUUGAGGUUGAGGUGGGAAAUGUAAUAUUUUUGGGGAACUUUGUAUGGCUGGGAUUGUCUUUGUAUGUCCCAAUCUGCGCAAGCAAAGGAAAGACUUAUGUCUCCAAUAUGGGCAUUUCAAAGGGAAUGAGAGAAACAGACAGGACUGAGCUGAAAUGAAUUAUUCAUUGGAUGUAUUGGAGUUAGAAUCAUGUCUGUAUUUUUACAAUGUUCCAUCCACAACAAAUGAAAGCAUUUAGCUUUUUAGACCAAAUCCACAGAUUACCAAGGGAUAUUCCUACCUUGUAUGUAAUGUUUAUGUUGGUUCAGUCAGUUAAUUUACUCAAACAACUCGUUUGUAAAUACAGUUAGAAUUGUAUAAAUAUGAAUAUAUAUUUGCAAAGUGCUCUUGUUUUUACCAGAUUUUUUUUUUGUACAAUGAUGCUAAUGUUUGAUCGAUGUGCAUAUAAUCUAUACUGGGAGUGCUACAUGAAAUUACAUUUUAAUUGUAUUGAAUAUUACCUGGCCAAUUUUUACGGAUUCUCAAUUGUCAGCUUUGCUUUCCCCUUUAAUUACUGAAAUGCUUAUCCAUUAAUGAAAACAUUAAUUGUAUUUUUCUUUCCUGUCAUUUCUUUCAGAUACAAAUGUUUUUUGUGAUAUUACCUGCAAUGCAAUGUUAUUCCUAGUUGUGUAUGGAGUCAGAAAUGUAAAAAAUAUAAUAAUCCAUGCAGUUUGUGUGCAUGUGUUAAGCCAGUCAUUUAUGUACCUCUCCUUAUUCAGGAUCAGUUGUUUAUUUGAAGCAUGAUCCCCAAUCUAAAUAUUUCUAGUUGUUAGCUAUGCUUAUAUAAAUGAACCAGGAUGAUAUGCUUCAGAAAACACCAUGCACUUUCUUUGUGCAUGCCUCUGUCAUGUAAUUAACUGAUCCUCUCCCGUAACAAGAGGCCCAUUUGUGUUCAGGGAUCUUCUGAUAAAGGUUUGCAGAGUACGUACUGUAUAUCAUUGUAAAAGGAUUACAUUAAAUACAAUUCUAUAGAACAACAUUUAUAAUUAAAGCUGCUUUCAGAUUUUAAAAUAACUUAAUAAACAGGUCCAUAAAUCUA
Esox lucius (northern pike) is the source of this 4555-nucleotide messenger RNA. It is a transcript of the gene fgfr1a, whose product is annotated as fibroblast growth factor receptor 1a. The transcript is spliced from 18 exons. Gene Ontology annotation, biological process: fibroblast growth factor receptor signaling pathway; positive regulation of kinase activity; positive regulation of cell differentiation. Gene Ontology annotation, molecular function: ATP binding; fibroblast growth factor binding; fibroblast growth factor receptor activity. Gene Ontology annotation, cellular component: membrane; signaling receptor complex. NCBI's taxonomy places the organism in Eukaryota, Metazoa, Chordata, Actinopteri, Esociformes, Esocidae. The record is from RefSeq and is a predicted model, not a curated record. The coding region runs from base 746 to 3322 and encodes 858 amino acids.